Messenger RNA from Bufo bufo (common toad), 1018 nucleotides. RefSeq names its product multivesicular body subunit 12A (gene MVB12A). Gene Ontology annotation, biological process: viral budding; virus maturation; endosome to lysosome transport via multivesicular body sorting pathway. NCBI's taxonomy places the organism in Eukaryota, Metazoa, Chordata, Amphibia, Anura, Bufonidae. The transcript has 10 exons. Gene Ontology annotation, cellular component: cytosol; ESCRT I complex. The coding region runs from base 152 to 946 and encodes 264 amino acids. The record is from RefSeq and is a predicted model, not a curated record.
UCUCCUUCCGCGAGGCGUGCCGGGAAAUGUAGUUUCCCUGUGUCACCCGGCUCUACCUGCUUUGUAGGUGACUCCCAACCAGGAAGUAGAAGUUGCUGGUCGGGUGGUAGUCGGCUUGUAUUCUGGGAGGGAUUGUCAUAAAGACUCUGAUAUGGAGGAUUCUACGAGACCUCUGACCAGCUUAGCUUGGACUUCUGGCCAAUCCACGUGCCCCAAAGGUCACAUCAUAAUCGCAGCCUCGGCGGAAGGCGCCUCUGCCAACUUUCUGAAGGGGUUUAAUCAGAGGUCUGCCCUUUACCUAUGUCACAGCGCCGCUCUGGAGACCAUAGAACAAGUCAUCACUGAGGUGGUGCUGCUGAGCGAGAAGAGCGCCUUACCAGUAGGGUUCGCUUUUAUUGGAGAGUAUGUAGAUCCCAAGGUAAACGUGCCGAAGAAGAAACGUCUGUGUGUUAAACUGAGCCCUGCAAACACUGCCGACUCUGCUGUCUGUGACAUUAAGCUAACGGUGAAAAGCAGGCAGCUUGCUGCGCCGUACACUCGCGUUGGUGAUAUGAGUGGCCUGGCUAUAUGGUGCAAGAAGGUUCCCUGUGCUUUCCAGAAACCUACUCCGAAACCACGAAGCAUCACAUCAGGCGUCCGAGGACUUUCUUUAGAUAACGGCAUUCCAGCCCAGACUAACACAUCCCAGAUCCCAGCUCCUGUAGCUGAUACUAAACCUCAUGUAAGAUCCCCUCAGUCUGAACACCCGCUCUACGAGGCCAAUGUCUAUGGCGUAUCCGCAAUCGAUGGGAUCCCAUUCACCAUCCAUCCCAUGUUUGAAAGCAAGAUUUCUGAGCCUUCUAUAAACUUUUCUAACUUCAAGAAUCUUCAAAUCAAAACUUUGGCUGACAUUGAGAAUGAGUACGACUAUGGAUUUGUGGUGGAGCGCUCCGCAUCUGCCAGAUGACAACGAUCCUGCAGCUCAGCAACAGACUUGUAUACACUGACCGAAUGAUGGAGACCGAAAAUGUUACCUACA